This is a messenger RNA of Funneliformis geosporum, 957 nucleotides long. Lineage: Eukaryota; Fungi; Glomeromycota; Glomeromycetes; Glomerales; Glomeraceae. The record is from the annotation of a GenBank genome assembly.
CGUGCACUUGAAGGGCUUGAUUGUCUCAACAUACAUAAGUUCUAUCGAUUUAGAGCAAUCAAACUUCAGGAUUGGGUAAAAGAGAAAUGUAGUAAUCCUGAAAAGCAUUCAUGGGAUAUUCAAACUUUACGAGAUGGCUUAUUAGUAUCUUUGGAAAAAUGGAAGGUUAAGCUAACCAAUAAAGGUGACAAUUGUUUAUUUGAACAAAAUAAUGAGGAUGAACCACCAUGGUUACCAUCUUUUUACUCUUAUUAUUCAGCAUUCAGAAAUGGGAAGCGGCAUAUUGAAUGGCGUCCUGAUAUCUUUAUGGUUGAUGAUGCAGGUAAGGAAAUUAAGGCAGUUGAAGAAUAUUUUCCAGACAGUUCGCUAAUGAAAACAGAAGGGUGGAAUGAUAUAGAAGCUCAGGAACAACUAAUAAAAAUGAUAUGCGUUAGAGGUAUUGCUAGAGAUAUGAUUAACACUAAUAAUUUGAUUAAGGCUUUUCAUCAUAAAUUGAAGUAUACAUAUAUGAGAAGACGUCCAGGAUGUCAGCUUGAUGGAGAAGUUUAUAUCCUUGUAGAAAUUCCAGAUGUUUGGAUCAUUCAUUUUAUAACAAAUGACGAUGUUGAAUAUACUGUUCAGAAGAAAGAUUCUAAUAAAAAUGAAUUAGAUACUAAGCUAAUUUAUAUUCAUGAUGAUAAUAUUCAAAAACAACCAUUUUCAGUUUUAGGAUCACCCAUUUCUUCUGAUGAUAUUGGUUCUGUUCAAAAAUUCAAUGAUAAUAAAAAUAACGAAAUGUUAAAAUUACAAGAAGACUUUGCUAUGAUUACUGCAGAAUGGCAAAAUAAAAAGAUCCAAGAUAUUUGCAGUUUGCGAACAACUCUAAUGAAUGCUGCUCAAAUAGAAAGAACACGAAUUGCAAAAGUUGAUAUUGUGCCACAAGUUAAUAAUGAUGAUAAGCCAAGAAUCUUUUCAAAU